This is a messenger RNA of Closterium sp. Yama58-4, 1263 nucleotides long. The record is from the annotation of a GenBank genome assembly. NCBI's taxonomy places the organism in Eukaryota, Viridiplantae, Streptophyta, Zygnematophyceae, Desmidiales, Closteriaceae.
AUGGGAACUUCACCAGUUCGACUCGUCAGCAUCUUCCUUCUAUUCACCCUUCUAAGCAUCCAAGCCGCAGCAACAAGGUACGGCCGCUCCGGAGCGCGUAAAUCCGAGACGCCCCUAGAGAAAGCCGUUCGUCUCCGCGCGGUCGCCGACCAAAAGGCGGCGCAGCUCGACGCGGCGGAGCAAAUCGCGUCGCUGCUGCAGCAGCAGGAAGCUGACGCGCAGGAGAAUCUCGACACCGCGAAGACCGACGCGCAGGCGGUGGCGGCGGCGUGGGUGCAGGCGCGAACCGCGCUCGACAGCGCCAAGGCGGUCGCGGUAAGCGCGCGGAAAGCUGCCACAGCCGCGCGGAAGACUGUAGCGGGGAAGAAGCGGUACGAGGGGUACUCCAAGGCGCAGGCGGCGGUAGCGGAGGCGGAGCGGAAAUACAACGAGGCGAAGCAGAAGCGCGAGCAGGCGGACGCCGCAUAUGCCGCCCAGCAAGAUAUUGUGAAUCAGCUACAGCCGUCGAGCUACGGCACCCAGGCGGGAUACGCGCAGGCGUAUGGCAGUUCGUCGUCGUAUAAUAAGGAGCAGAAAAAGGCGAAGGAGUUGAAGAAGAAAGCCGACGAAGCGGCGAAGGAGGAAGCGAAAGCGGCGGCGAAAUUAGCGGCGGCGCGGGCGGCGGCGGCGAGCGCGACGACGCCGACAGCGGACGAACAGGCGCAAUUCGAGGCGAUCCAGGCGGCGGAGGCGCUGGCGGCGGAGGCUGAGGCGCAGGUGAAAACAGCAGAGCUGGAGUUCAAGGCGGCGAGUCAGAGCAUGAAGAAAGCCGCGGCGCAGGUGAGCGCGGCGAAAGAGCAGCUCAAGGCGGUUACCAAGAAGCGCGAAGCCGCGGACAAGCGCGUGGAGCGGCUGGCGGAGGAGGCGCAGAAGGCGGACGAGGCGGCGAUGGCGGCGGAGGAGGAGGCGGGGACGCGCGCGCCCGGGUCUGAGGAAUCGCCGGGAGACGACGACGACGACGAGAAUGACGACGACGACGAUGAUAACGAGGAUGAUGAUAACGAGGAUGACGAUGAAGACUAUGAUAGCGUGGGGGCGAACGAGUGGAAAGGGUUGGACUCUGCUGCAGGUGCUACUGUAGCGCCGAACCAGGUGGGGCAGCCGUUGAUGGUGCGGGACGUGCCUGUGCAAACAACGAGUCUGCCUGUAGCGGACACAGCCGCCCAGAUGCCGCAGGCAGGGCCGGAGCCCACGCGACCCACGGAGCCUAGCUACAUGUUCUAG